Silurus meridionalis is the source of this 6111-nucleotide messenger RNA. RefSeq names its product period circadian clock 1b (gene per1b). Gene Ontology annotation, biological process: negative regulation of transcription by RNA polymerase II; circadian regulation of gene expression; entrainment of circadian clock by photoperiod. The record is from RefSeq and is a predicted model, not a curated record. Bases 662 to 4954 code for a protein of 1430 amino acids. Gene Ontology annotation, cellular component: cytoplasm; nucleus. The transcript has 19 exons. NCBI's taxonomy places the organism in Eukaryota, Metazoa, Chordata, Actinopteri, Siluriformes, Siluridae. Gene Ontology annotation, molecular function: transcription cis-regulatory region binding; transcription corepressor binding.
UCCCGCUCACGUGGACCCGUGUCUCUCGGUACAGCGAACGUGCGCGCGGCGUCGCAGCCAUGGAGAGGAAGUUCUUAUCGGCGUUGUUGAGAAGCGCCUGGUUUGGUCAGAAGCCGGAGAGAAUGCACGCAGUGCUGUGUUUGUUCUGGUGCACGAUGGGCGCAUCUUCUAGAAAAAAGGAUAUAGGACCAGAGCGAGCAGGAAAAAAGGAUAAGAAGAACAAACAGAUUCUGAAAAUGGAGAGCUGAGUCUUUCAGAUGCGUUGUUUUUUUUCUGCUGCUUUUUCUGUUUCACACACUUUGCGUCCAUCUGCCAGCAAGACUGCAUCCAAGACUGUUUCAUAAGCAGCCUUUUUGCCUGCAUGUUGUUUGGCCUUAAGUGUUUCUGAAGUUAUCUGUGUGUUUACUUCUUGCUCACACGAAAGUGAUAGUCGCAGUUCAUCGGCGUUCACCCAAGAGGCUGACAAUUGCAGGUUUUCCACUUUUAAUACGAUUAAAGCUCGUAAAAAAGGCAAAAUAUUUGAUAUUUCACACACACACUUACAUGAAGAUUCAACCCAAAAUGAUUCACCUGUACAGUUCCUGCAGCCCAACCUAGUUAAAUUCUGUUGAUUUUUCAAGCGGAAUUGGUGAGACAUUUCACCAGGUAUUCUCACCAUACUAUGAGUAAUGACAGCUCAGACUCCACCCCCAGCAAUGUUCCUAGAAUGGGAGCUGGAGGGGCCGAGGAGGAAGAAAUAGUGGUUGCACAGACCGGCUCACCGGCCAUGAGUGGCAUUUCGCCAUCAUCCGAUUCAGCCAAUGGCAGGACAGGAUCAUCUUCAGGAGGUGAGUCAGGACCCACAGGGUUAUCCAGUGAUAACCGAGGGCCAAAUUCGGAUGACAUGGAUGCACUAUCGAGCGGCAACGACUCCGGAGAAAGGGAGAGUGAAGGAGGACUGGAGCGAGAGAACGGCUCCAGGGGAAGGCAGUCCAUGCGAAGUUACCAGAGCUCCUCAAGUCAUAAUGGCAAAGAUUCUGGCAUGAUGUUAGAGACAACUGAGAGCAACAAGAGUUCAAAUUCCCAGAGUCCGUCUCCUCCCAGCAGCUCACUGGCAUACAGUUUGUUGAGUGCAAGCUCAGAGCAGGACCCUUCAUCCACCAGUGGCUGCAGCAGUGAGCAGUCAGCUCGUGUGCAGACCCAAAAAGAGCUGAUGAGGGCACUGAAGGAACUCAAGAUUCGUCUGCCUGCAGAGAGGAAAACCAAAGGACGCUCCAGCACCCUCAACGCCCUCAAAUACGCACUAAACUGUGUUAAACAAGUCCAGGCCAAUCAGGAGUAUUAUCACCAGUGGAAUGUUGAAGAGUGUCAUGGAUGCAGCCUGGAUCUUUCCACAUUUACCAUAGAAGAGCUCGAUAACAUUACCUCAGAAUAUACGCUGAAAAACACAGAUACAUUCUCUAUGGCCGUGUCAUUCCUGUCGGGGAAGGUUGUUUACAUCUCGCCGCAGGGUUCGUCUUUGCUGCGAAGUAAACCGGAGAAGUUGCAGGGGGCGCUCUUUUCAGAGCUCCUCGCCCCUCAGGACGUCAGCACUUUCUUCAGCAGCACUGCCCCCUGCAGAUUACCACCAUGGGCAUCCUGCAUCGGAUCUGCAUCCCAUGCUGUAGAGUACACCAAGGAGAAGUCCAUGUUCUGCAGAAUCAGCGCAGAUGGCUCUUCCAGUGGAGACAUGCGAUAUUACCCGUUUAGACUGACCCCUUACCUGCUUACACUUCGAGACUCUGACACUGCAGACCCCCAGCCCUGCUGUCUGCUCAUCGCUGAGAGAGUGCACUCUGGAUACGAGGCUCCUCGCAUUCCUCCAGACAAGCGUAUCUUUACCACCAGUCACACGCCCAGCUGCCUCUUCCAAGAGGUUGAUGAGAGAGCUGUGCCGCUGCUAGGUUAUCUGCCUCAGGACCUGGUGGGAUCCCCGGUGCUGCUCUGUCUACACCCAGAGGACCGACCAAUGAUGGUGGCCAUUCACAAAAAGAUUCUGCAGUUUGCAGGGCAGCCGUUUGAACAUUCUCCAUUGCGAAUGUGUGCUCGGAAUGGGGAGUAUCUGACGAUAGACACCUCCUGGUCCUCCUUUGUUAACCCUUGGAGCAGGAAGGUGGCGUUUAUCGUGGGCCGCCACAAAGUCAGAACCUCUCCACUGAACGAGGAUGUGUUUACUCUGCCAAGAGUUCUCGAAGAGAGCACCGUGACACCAGAUAUCGCACAACUCAGCGAGCAGAUACACCGGCUCCUGGUUCAGCCUGUACACAGCAGCAGCUCACAGGGCUACGGCAGUCUGGCAAGUAACGGCUCCCACGAGCUGCAACCCAGUGCCACUUCAUCAUCAGAGAGCAACGGCACCACUAUGGAGGACCCGGCUCAGCUUCACAAACCGAUGACCUUCCAGCAGAUCUGUAAAGACGUGCACAUGGUAAAGACAAGCGGCCAACAAGUGUUUAUCGAGUCCCGUAACCGUCCCCCUCCUAGAAAACACACUACCACAGCUUCCUUGCGAGCUGUAGUGGACACUGUGCCAGAUGUGGCUCCACCUUCAAAGGAUCCGAUCCUCUCUCAGCUGGUGAGGAAGGACCCUCCCAGUGCGUACUCUUACCAGCAAAUCAACUGCCUGGAUAGCAUUAUACGGUAUUUGGAGAGCUGCAAUGUCCCAAACACAGUUAAAAGGAAGUGUGGCUCCUCCUCCUGUACUGCAUCAUCUACUUCUGAUGAUGAUAAGCAGCAGGACACCCCCAGCAACCCUAAAGGUCCAUCAGUAGCUCUGGUUAGUGAGAGUACGCCACUGCCAGCCCUUACUUUACACAGUAAGGCAGAAAGUGUAGCAUCAGUAACGUCCCAGUGCAGUUUCAGCAGUACCAUUGUCCAUGUGGGAGACAAGAAACCCCCAGAGUCAGACAUUGUAAUGGAGGAAGCCCCUACAACUCCUGUGCCUGCUCCUCCUGUCCUUCAUACCCUUCCACCUCCACCUCCUCCUCCAUCACCUCCUCCCCUUGCCAUUGCAGCAGCUCCAUCUUUGGCCCCUCCCCCAACUCCACCAAGCCCUGCUGUUACACCUGAGAGAGAUGGAGGCAGGAGAGCAGGAGGAGGAGCAGGAGGAAGUGGAGGAGGAAGGCUGGGACUGACCAAAGAGGUGCUUUCUGCACACACUCAGCAAGAAGAACAGAACUUCAUGUGUCGCUUUAGGGAUCUGAGUCAGCUAAGAGUGUUCGACCCAGCUUCAGUACUUCGGCGGCACACUACCACACCGAUCACCAGAGGUGCACGAUGUUCACGCGAUUACCCCGCACACAGUAGUCGUCGACGUGGUCGAGGGGGGAAAAGAUUGAAACAUCAGGAGACGUCAGAGCAGGAAAGCUCUUUAGGCCAGUCAGGCCUAACAGGAAGCCUCUCUACAGGUGCCCCUGCACAAGAGGGAGCACCUAACCCUUCCUUCCCUCUGGCUCCACCAACGACCUCAUCAUCAUGGCCUCCUUCAGUGGGCUCCCAAAAUAGUUUGCCCUCUGUGCCCUAUCCACCAGGCAUGCUGCCCCUUUAUCCACUUUUCUCACCUCUCUCUCAUCCCAUCACUGACCCAUCUAUGCAUACUGGCCUUCGCUUUCCCAUUCAGAAUCCUCAGGUAGGGUCUCCCAUGGUCCACCCCAUGAUGGCGUUGGUACUUCCCAACUACAUGUUUCCUCAAAUUGGCACAGCCUUGGCCCAGCCUGGUACCGCAACUAUGCCCCAACCCUUCUACAACCCCAAUGUGUCAUUUCACUACCCCACAGCCGGCACUGCCCCGCCAGCACCGACUCAAACAGUAACAGCGGCCCCACAAAACCCAUCCCGCUGUAGCACACCUCAGUCCUGCAGCCAGAGAGAAGGAGGAGUAGAAAGAGAAGGGACAGAGUCACCCCUCUUCCAAUCCCGUUGCUCCUCCCCUCUGAAUUUGCUUCAGCUGGAGGAGUCACCAACCAGUCGGCUUGAGGCAGCAACUGCAUUGGCGUUCGGGGAACGGCAAACCACACCUUCUACAGGUGGACAAGGAGGCGGGGUUGGUGGUCCAGCAGUGGCCAAUCAGAGAAGCCCAGCAGAAGAAUCCAAAGAGAAUGAAAAUGGAGAAGCCAACGAAUCCAAUCAGGAUGCCAUGUCCUCCUCCAGUGAUCUGCUUGACCUGCUGCUGCAGGAAGACUCGCGAUCAGGCACAGGCUCAGCUGCCUCAGGCUCUGGAUCCUCGGGUACAGGGUCCUCAGGAUCUGGCUUGGGUUCCUCAGGGUCUGGCUCCAAUGGAUGCAGCAGCUCUGGAAGUGGAACCAGGAGCAGCCACACGAGCAAGUACUUCGGCAGCAUAGACUCGUCGGAGAAUGACCACUCUCGUAAGCAGACAGCUGGGGGCAACGGAGAGGCGCAGUUCAUCAAGUGUGUGCUGCAGGAUCCUAUAUGGCUGCUUAUGGCCAACACAGACGAGAAGAUCAUGAUGACUUAUCAGCUGCCCAUCAGAGACAGAGACACUGUACUGAGCAAGGAUAGUGUUGCAUUGAAGGCCAUGCAGAAGCAUCAGCCGCGUUUUACCGAGGAGCAGAAGAGGGAGCUGAGUCAGGUUCACCCCUGGAUCCGCACGGGACGCCUGCCACGUGCCAUCAAUAUAUCCGGAUGUGUUGGCUGCAAAUCUCCUCCUUCAGUGCUUCCCACUGCCCCGUUUGACGUGGAGCUCCAUGAAAUGGAGCUGUGCAGUGUGCUCGACGUGACAGAAGAUGGCGCCAGCGGUGAGAAACGCAUGCAGCCAGACACAGCCAUGGAUGAAAGAGAGGCAGAGGGAGAGCCAAAGCAUCAGAUGGAUGAAGACGAGGAAGAGAAAAGACUGGUCAGAAUCAGCGAUCAGGAAAUGACAGUUGAGGAACAGGAGGAGGAUGGGAAAAGAGUCCAUUUGACUAAUAUAAGACGCUGAUAUGGUCCUGUUAGGCCAAGACUGGAGCGGAAAAUGAAUUCAUUUUCACAGGUGAUGAUGUCAGCACUGGGAUAUUGACGGAAGACCUUCAGCACUAACAGCCAAGUGAAUUGACUUUUGGGCACAGUUGUUCUUUUUCAGAAAAGAUGUAAAUAAAUAGAGAACGCUGCGAGGUUUACCAAUGACACUGUGGAGGGUGGGAUUAUGUUUUAGGCUCUUAAACUGUAAUGAUCUGUUUUUCUAUAAGUAAAAAAAUACAGUAUUUAUUUGUAUAUCUGAAUGCAGGUCAGGUGAGUAACCUGCAAAGGCUGACAGAUGAAUGUCUGGGGGUGGGGGGGACACUUUAAUGUAAGACUUUGACACCACUGCUCUGCACACUGCCCCGGUUCGCUUUUAGAUAACGCCACUGUGGAUGCUUUGACUUGUUAGGUCCUUUCAGUUGUUUGAUUCAUUUACAAUGAGAAGAAGCCACAGGACUGCAUAUUGCUAUGUAGCCAAGACCUGCUAGAACGAUUACAGCGUUUCUAAAACGUAGAUUUCUGUAGGAAUAUAUACGAGCAAACAUAUGCAGGCUUCGGGUCAGAAUCACUGCCUUUUCGCAGAUGUUCGAUCUGCAGUUUACAUGUGCGUUUAGACCAAAUUUCACAGGUUGAUUUAUUUUUUGGAGGUUCAUUAGUAUUUUUAUACAUUAUUGGUGUAGUAUUCUGUCCAAAAAUUUGUACUAUUUGCAAUGCGUGUUUUUAAUCAACAAGGAUUGCCCAUAUACAAAGUUCAAAGAUCUUGUAGCCAGUGGUAUCCUCAGUAACAGAGGUGCAUGAUGGGUAGGAGAUUGUAUGAGCAUGGUGGACAGUCAUACGGCAUAAAAAAAACAAAAAACAGCAGUGCUUGUGUGGUCCUGUUUUCACUAUAGUGUCUCGCCGAAGUUAUAUGUGCUUGGCAAUCAGAGAAGAAAAUGAUAGGCUUCGUAAACACCAGUACUUGUACAGAGCGCUUAGGACCGAGCAGACAAUCUCUAACACCCUUCUCAUUUCUGUGUCAUUCUGUUUUAAUAAUGUAGUACUCAGCUUUAGUUGUCACAAGUGGAUUCUAAAUAUUUUUGUGAAUUUCUUUGUAUGAAUAAAAAAAUAAUUCAAUAAAAUGAAAAAUUCUCCCUUUCA